UUUGACUUGUCAGGGGGAAAAGUUUUAAGGAAAGAAAAAAAAACGCCAAAUCACGGAAGAGAUUCUGCUGUCCUACUAGUUUGGCAAGUUCUCUAUGCUCAAAGCCGCGUAGAAAGGCGGAGAAGAGGGCAGAAACUUUAAUUUGCGCACAUUUAUACACUUCUCUUGUCCCGCAGACUGUAUACGCAGUGUGAAGGCAGUGGCUUGAGAGGAAGAAAGGGCAAGCGGCAAAGUGUAAACUAGGAUGAGACAGUGGCAGACAAAGGAAAAGACAGUGGCACUGAAAGAGAGAGGGCAGAGAGAGGAAUCAUGGAGGCUGCCAUUCAGACCAUGGUGAAGAUCUUCCUGAAGUCAACCAAGGGAAAGGAAAGUCUAGGAAAGAAAGAAUUCCAGAACCUUGUCAAGACCCAGCUCUCCAACAUCCUUUCGGACACAGACAGCAAGGAGGCGAUCAACAACAUGGGCCAGGGACUGGAUGCUGACCAGGAUGGCAAGGUUGGUUUUGAGGAGUACAUGAAGCUUGUCGGCUACCUGGCGACCUCACUGAGCGAGCAGCGUUGCUCCACCAAAGAGGAGCCUGCCCAAAAUGCUGCAUCCGAACAAGUGGCACAAAGUGCCCCAGACAAAGUGGAGGAGAAGCCAGAGGCAAACGCAGAAGCAAAGGGGGAGGCAAAGCCAGAGCCCAUUGAAGAGGGAAAGGCAGAAGCAACUGCUGAAGUAAAAGUAGAUACAAAUGCAGACCCAAAGGCAGAAGUAAAGGUAGAGGCAAAUGCAGAUCCAAAGGUAGAAGUAAAGCUAGAUGCAAAUGCAGAUCCAAAGGUAGAAGUAAAGACCGAGGGUGCAACGGAGCCUGAGGCAGCCACGGAGGAGGAGAAGCCAGCAGCAGCGGUGACGGUAGCAGCAGUGGCAGCAGAAGUGGCCGUGAAAGAAGAGGAGAAGGUGGAGAACACAGAAAAGGUGGGGGAAGCUGCAGAGAAACUGGCUACAGCUGCAGAGGAAGUGGAGAAGAAGACAGAGGAGGCGACCUCAUAGGGGACAAUUCCUUCUUUCACAAAAAAAAAAAAAAAAAAAUCACACCACAUGCUUACAUUCACCACUACACAAAUCACAACAUUAAUGCCAAAAUAUGUUGAUAAGCCACUAAAGAUUUUUUUUUCCAAAUACACACAACACUGAAAUACGAAACAUUGGUAAAAGUUCAUACUCUACAAACCCAGCUCUGAGAAAAACCAUUUCCUUAUACAUGACAAAUAAUCCAUGUAAAUGACAGUAGAAUUAUUGCUUUGUACUACAAGUUACCACUAUGUUCAUAUGUACAGCAUGUGCAUUCCACUAUAUAGCACAUUUACCUCAUUACGAUAAUAUACUAUGAUAGCAUGCAGACAUACACUAUCACAUGCAUGCCAUAUCCCUGUGAAAACCUAACUGCCAAAUAUGAUUUUCCUGCAGGAGCACACUGACACACGUGACCAAAGUGUCACUGUAUGUUAACACACCACUGCAGCCAAAAUGUUUCGUUUAAACCCCGUCCUCUCCCCAUUUUUUAUCUUUUUUCUGUGUUUUUUGUUUCUACACUUUUUCCUACACUACUUAAGGUACUUUGGUUCUUGGUAAAGCAUCAGCAGUGUACAUCUUGUUAAGUACUAAUGGCUAAAAGGAAUAGUUGAUAGAUGGGAUGAUGAACACCUCUCUCAUAUGUGUCCACUGAAUAUGAGGCUACAGCUUGUAGCCGCUUAGCUUAACUUAGCAUUGAGACCGGAAAGUUAUAAAACCUGUCUACCAUGUGAAGUUCACUAAACCAAAUGUUCUAUCUGAGCAGUUUAAUCUGGUUUGCACUUUUGUUUUUGUGCAGAUUAAACAAACGAGAUAUGAUGUGUUAAGGAGUGAGCACAGAGGGGUUGGGUUGUGGAUUUUGUUCCCUUCGUACAGAACUUAGAAAGCUGUUUCCAGUGUUUCUGCAAGGCUAAGCUAAUCUGCUGCUAGCUGUUGCCUAAUUUCUACCACACAGACAUGAGAGUGGCAUCAAUCUUUUCACCUCAUCAUCACCUUCAUCACUUCCCACAAUGUUGGACUAUUCCUAUAAUGGUUGCAUGAAAAUCUGUCAGAACACUAUCUUAUCUUUUAACACACAAUGCUAAUCGAGCUGGUUUGGCAUGACAAUAAACAAACUGUUUUGCUGGAGCUUUGCAUUACUUCAGCUCGUGUGACUUGAGUACUCAGUCUCCUGUCCAGCGUACCCUCUUCUCCCUCUGUUUCUAGUCUACCUUAUGGGGUUCCUGGCUCUAUCUUUUUUUUUUCUGUAAUUUUCAGAGAGGUUGACUCCAUGUGGAUCCUACAGUUUACGCUCUUCACUCAUAGUUAGCCAUGGAUCAGGAACUGGAAGAUCAGGUGUGUCCCUUGGCUAAAUAAUUAAGUUUAAAGGAUGGAAUCCACACCAGAGGACCCUUACAGUCAAAGGAGAACCCAAAAUAGUCCCAUGGGAGUGGGCUGGUGACUAGAGGAGCAGGUCAGAGAAGGUGUUUGCGCAACUUAAUCCACCUGGAUUAGAACUAGCAGAGGAGAGAACAAGAUAAAAAACACCAAGAGGCCCAUAACAGGUGUCACUUGGUGGCAGUUUUUAUCUCAAGUACUUGACAAGACAAAACAAAAUGGCUUUUUUUUUUCUCCAAACCAUCUAGCAUUUCAACGGUUAAGUUCUACUUGUUAAUUCAUAAAAGUGCUAGACUGGAGUGACAGAAAUUUGACCUUUGUCUUGUAGCCUCUCUCACUGUUGGUCCUCAUUUUUCUGCUAACGCCACUUUAUCAGGCUUGUGUGUUUGUUUAUCGUUCACACCCUCAUACAGCGUAAAAACCCUGUUUGACCUGCAACUGGAUCCUUGAGUCCCAUGCAUUGGGAAACUACUGGAUUAGGCGUUUGAUGGGUAACACGCCACGGGACACAAACAAUUACAUGAAAGUAAUCCCGGGCUCCAGUGAUCCUGCCUAUCAGAUGAGGUGGUACUGUCAGAGAUAUAGUUCUCAGACGUUGUACUUUUUAAGCAACAAACGAAUACUGAGCCAUCGAUAUUAAUGUUUUGUGGUGUGAUCAGGCUAAGAUAUUGCAUGCUAUCAGAAACGUUUUGCUAGUAUUACCAAUGUAUUGCAAUUAUUGUGGCCAAAUAUUUAAGUUUGACACGGCCUCUUUAUAUUUAACUUUAUACCCUAACGCUUUCUUGUUUGGACCAUUAUGGAGAUCACUUGAAAAUAUUCUUUGUUGUCACAUAAUAUGCAAUUUGUUAAUUACAAUUUAAUGAUUUGAAAAUUGUCUCAUCAUCAAUAAUGCAGCCUUGAGAAAAAGGUUCAUGUUACAGGCCUGUUGUGUUAUAGGUCUGCCUGGUCAUCCGCAUAGUGCUUAAGGCACACACAUUUUGGGCACACUACCAAAUGUGCACCUUAUGCUCUGCUACAGCACCUGGCACUUCAGACUGCUCAGCAGCAAACUGAUCAAGACAAAUAAACCCGAGUCAUGUGGUCACCCUGCCUUACUGCGACACUCCCAUUGCAAAUACGCUCUCAUUCUGCUCAAUUGUACGCCGCAUUUCCUGCAUGAUCUAUUACUAACAAACUUAUUUGACAUUCUGGGCUAUUUGGACUAUAUCAUUAUUAUUGUUAUUAUUUCUUUUAUUAAAACCUUUAUUUUUAACCUUUAUCAUGGUACUUCCUAUGAAUAAUGGAAACACAUCACUCUUUUGCACCAUCUGCAGCCAGCUUUCAGUUCAACAUGUAAAUAUGCCUCGAGGCCUCACGAACUUGCAUCCUUUAUAUAUGUGUGUGUGUGUAUGUGUGUGCGUGCCUGUGAAACACUAACCCUAAAUCCGCUGCGUACCAUAUUUGCUAUUCCCUAAAGGCUAGGCGUGUUUUGUGCAUCUCUGUUGUUUCUCUGCUCUCUUGCUCUCCAUCGGUCAUUAUGAGCACACAAGCAAGAGUACAUAUUUAUAUAUAUAUAUAUAACGCUCUCUUUUACCUUUUUGGAAUAGCAAAUGGAGCAAGUGACCUGUGAGAGAUAAGUUUUGUUUCAAAGAGUUUAAACUGUCUGCAUUGGCAGUUUUGUGAUUGUCCCAUAGUGUAAACCCCACCCAACCGUAACUCCAUGUAAAUUAAAAGCAUGCUGGAACAAAACACAGCAGAUCGCUGCAGGGAGUGUUUGCAGCCAGAUUUUCGUGGCCACACAAUAAAGUCUCAUUCAUUGUGUGACACAGCAGAUAAAUAUAAAAACAUGUCUAAGUGUGCAUGCAAGUAUACGAAUGUGCUUUCAAAGCUCAUCGGGUCAAAAGGUUUGCGAUUAUGGGACUGUUCCCAGGCUAUUGUGUAGGCAUUCAUCAAAGUGUGUUGAUGUACUUUGUUUAUUUCCGGCCAAGUACUAGAGGGUGUGCGUGUGUGUAUUUAGCAGUCGGACUCUUUCAAUCCACUGCCAUGUCCAAUAAACUCCACUAUGCUAGUAUUUCAACUUCAUAUGUACCGCUGUAUCAUUUUUGCUUAUUGUAACGUGUAAUGGCUAAUAUUGAAUAAAACUGUGACGACAAUA
Messenger RNA from Scatophagus argus, 4564 nucleotides. RefSeq names its product S100 calcium binding protein U (gene s100u). Gene Ontology annotation, cellular component: perinuclear region of cytoplasm. The record is from RefSeq and is a predicted model, not a curated record. NCBI's taxonomy places the organism in Eukaryota, Metazoa, Chordata, Actinopteri, Scatophagidae. The transcript is spliced from 4 exons. Gene Ontology annotation, molecular function: calcium ion binding. The coding region runs from base 310 to 1032 and encodes 240 amino acids.